AGUAUUUUGUAUUCCUUUCUAACCAAUAAAGGAACCAGACUAUGCGCCAACUAUCUAAAACAGGGCUGAAGCGACAGAGUCUUAGUUCGGACUGCUCCUACAGAAUCGACGUUAUUUAUCUCGCAAACCCUUUUAAGAUGGCACCCGCUGAAGUCAGUCAUACACCAAACCUCUCCACAACCAGAAGAAUGAAUAGUCAAGACGAAAAAUACGCUCACGAUCUUGCCUGCGACUAUAUUUACUUCCACAAAUUGGGAAUGGAGUCGCACAAAGCUAACACAAGAGUUGCUGCAAUUUUGCGGAGAGUUGGUGGAGAAGUGGAGAGAAGGCAUGAAGUUUUAUUGAAAAAUAUGUGCGAAAGGCUACAUCUUAGAACAGCUAAUGUUGAAGACACUUUUAGAGGCGUCGCAGAGGAAAUUUUCAGCACAGAAAUCAAUUGGGGACGUAUCGUAGUUUUGUACUGCUUUGCCGCUGAAGUUGCUGUAUUUUGCAGCCAAAACGACAUUAAUAUCGUCGACGAUAUUGUAAGAUGGCUUGCUGAAUAUGUCAGCGAGAGAAAACUCAAUGAAUGGAUCAGGAAAUCUGGAGGAUGGGUUAGUGAAAAGCUUUUAAUAUAUGAGAGUCUUAUUCGCGUAAAUUUACGUUUAUGCUAAACCUUGUUCGUUGCCACAUCAAUCGAUUCUCGACACGAUGAGAAAAAAGUAACGAGUAAUUUUUCGGUUUCCUCCUUUUUCCCACCCUGUAUAAACUCAAAAUGGUUAACGGGAAGUUUUGCUAUAGUGAAACGGGAAGAAAAUUUUGGUAAAUUUCGGUUUUUUCCCACGGGAAGUUUCAAUGGAAGCCCAAAGUGACUGGAAAUGUUUGAAUUAUUUAUAAAGGGCAGCUGGUUCUGGAAACCCUUAGUGAUAGAGUCAUCUUAGGUUUAAAAUCAUUCGAGGAAUGUUUGCAGGAAAUAUUUUCAGAAAAAGGCGAUUAUUUCAGGGUUUUGAGACUAUCAUGCUCUCUUUUGUAAAUCCUCAUUCAACACGAAACUAAGUUACGUGCAAUUAUUUCGAGUUAGUGAAAGUUUUGAAUAUUUAUAUUCCCUACGCCUUUUUACCGCAACUUCGUUGUAAGAUUUUGUCGCUGAUAAGCCGAACUGAAUGGCAAAAGAAAAUUAUUGAUAGCGGCCCGAUCGAAAUAUAAAAGUUCCCUUUCUUGCCAGAAACGAUGGAACCACUUUUUUGGUCUUAUAUCACGCGAUAGUCGCUGCUUCCGUUGUUCGUCACGUUGACUUUGCCCAGUCACGUUGAUGGCCUUUGUUCUGUAGUUCAGAUCUCUUACGAAGUACCUAGAUUAAGUACUGAAAGCCAAAAUAGACAGAAAAACAGCGAUUCAGUAUUUUUUCACUAGACUUUGAAGUAUUAAAACCGUUUAUUUUUUUCAGCGGGGUGUAACCAUUCUUCACAUACUUUUUUCAAGGGGCUUUUGUAUUGAGCUUGUGAACAAUGUAAAUGUUUUCCGAGAAUUAGCGGACGCUCUCUUUGAAUUAUUCCCAAGAGGAAAAAACUGAAAUUCCUAAACAGUUUUGGAUUAGAUGCAGCUUUUCAUAACCUUGAUCUUCUGUGGUUGAUAAUUAUAUUUCUUUUUCUGCUUCCUUAUAGUUCCAAACUCAUGAAAAAGUGGCAAAAAAUCCACUGCUUUGAGGGGACUCUGUUCUUAUUUACUUACAGUCAAAGCACAUUAUAGGGCAAAUUUUUCCUUUUGAAACCUGUCUAAUCCUGUCUUUAGCAAAUUCUAUAGCUUUUUUUAUUUAUUUUUAGCCACAAAGUCCAUCAUUGUUUGCUAACAAGCUUUUAACAUUUUUUUCAUAUCAAUAGGAUGCAUUUUGUGAGCAGUUUAAAGAUGUCAAAGCAGAGAGUGAGAAAUUUUGGUGGAACAGUAUUCUUUACACAACGCUGGGUCUUGGAACCCUGGCUGCAAUGUUGUAUGUGAAGAGCUAGACUCAGCUGUGACUUAAUGAUCAGAACAAAAGUUGUGCCUCAUUCCAGGUCAGGAUAUCUAUGGUACCAAUAUGCAUGGGCUUGCGAUUUGCUCCCUGAAAAGCAGAGGUGAAUUAGAGGCUGCAAGAACCAUAGUUGGUCAACUUAGGAUUGUCAAAUAUCACAACAGACAGAAACAUGCUAGACAAGAUUACAACCAUGUUAGUAAUUUAUGUUUGAACUUGUUCCUCUGCAGUGGAACUGUGGGAGUCAGAAAGAAACAGAGAACAUUGAAUUAAACCAAAACCAUCGACAA
Messenger RNA from Pocillopora meandrina, 2277 nucleotides. The record is from the annotation of a GenBank genome assembly. Lineage: Eukaryota; Metazoa; Cnidaria; Anthozoa; Scleractinia; Pocilloporidae.